Messenger RNA from Anolis carolinensis (green anole), 636 nucleotides. Its product is annotated as nanos homolog 2-like. Gene Ontology annotation, biological process: negative regulation of translation; oogenesis. Gene Ontology annotation, cellular component: perinuclear region of cytoplasm. Bases 1 to 636 code for a protein of 211 amino acids. The record is from RefSeq and is a predicted model, not a curated record. NCBI's taxonomy places the organism in Eukaryota, Metazoa, Chordata, Lepidosauria, Squamata, Anolidae. Gene Ontology annotation, molecular function: mRNA binding; zinc ion binding. The transcript has a single exon.
AUGGGAGGGUCCAAUGUGAAAGGUUUGGAACCCCUCCCCUUAUAUAUAAAACAAAGACUCCGCCUCCAAUAUGUGGCAUUCAGUGUGUGUCCACACCAGGGUAGAAUUGGCACCAUGCUCUCCAGAUCAGCCAUGCACGUGCCACAUUAUGCCCCUUCCAUGUUCAGGGAGUUUGACAGAUGGAAGGGCUAUCUGAGCCUUGCGAAAGUGGUUACGGAGAUCAUCGCGGAACGCAAGAAGGUCCCAUUUCCAUCUCAGAGUUGGGACACAAUGGAGUACGACAUGCAGCUAGUCCUCAACGAGGACAACUUUGAAACAGCAUCACAAUGGGUUAAUGGAAGCAGUUCCAGCAGCAAGAGCUCCAAAGGUAGUGCCAAUGGCCAGGCUUCCCAAAACAAGGAGAUUUGCAAUUUCUGCAAACACAACGGGGAAUCCAAGCAGGUCUAUUCGUCCCACCGGCUGAAGGGGAUGGACGGCACCGUGGAGUGCCCCAUCUUGCGCAAAUACACCUGUCCGCUCUGCGGUGCCACGGGCGAAAAGGCCCAUACUUUAAAAUACUGCCCACUGAGCCAAGGGAAGAGGUCGCUGUAUCGCAAGUGCGGACGUAACUCGGCUGGACGCAAGGUGAGGAGAUAA